AUGGAUGAUCCAAUACGACUGAACCCGGCUAUGAAUGACCUAGCUGCCGCACUUACUGAAAGCUUCGAAGCACUUUUUACUCAAGCUUAUCCUUCUGGAUUGGAAGAAGAGCAUUGUGAGCAAUCACGUUUGAAAAUGGCUGAGAAAGCUUUAAAGGAUGCUGGGAUUGCUGAAAGAAAGAGAAUACGCGAAGAGAAAGCUGCUGAAGCUGAAAAGUCAAAAGAAGAAAAGCGUGAUAGACGACAAAAGGAAAUAGCUCUUUGGCAAGAAGAAGCUCUUGAAAAAGCACGAUUAAAAGCUGCUGCAAAAGCUAUCAAAGACGCCGAGAAAGCUGUCAAAGACGCUGGUAUUGCUGAGAGGAAGAGAAUACGCGAAGAGAAGAAGAUAAAACCUCCGAGUGUACAAGGUUGA
This is a messenger RNA of Melampsora larici-populina 98AG31, 411 nucleotides long. RefSeq lists its product as uncharacterized. The record is from RefSeq and is a predicted model, not a curated record. The transcript has 2 exons. Bases 1 to 411 code for a protein of 136 amino acids. NCBI's taxonomy places the organism in Eukaryota, Fungi, Basidiomycota, Pucciniomycetes, Pucciniales, Melampsoraceae.